AUUAAGUCUCUAAAGAUAGACCAUCUGAUGUGGAAAUCGUUAUUUUUCAUCGAUUUUUCAUUCUAGUUAAAGAGGUAUAUAACGGCCCAUCCAUCCGGUCGACUUACUUAACGACUUCUUAUCUUUGCCCCGCGAACAUCAUGGAUGACGUCUGACCCGGCUUCACCGCAUUGAAACUUUGCUGGUCUUCAAGGAAUUUUCUCUGUCCAGAUCGGUUGAUCCUCCUUUCCUCUCCAGGAACCUGUUGGACCCUCUUUUUUUGUCGACUCCCUUUUCUGCUCUGUAUGAUCGUGACUAUCUUCCAUACAUCUUUUCUUGUUUCAAAUCGCCUGUUCUCGUGAGACGGCCAGCCGGAUCUGUCUGUCCCUUUCCACCUUUUUCCCCGACCGAAACCGAGACCGGGGUUGGAAAAAUCCAAAAAAAGGCGUUUCGACCAGGAAAAGAACUCUAUCCACCUUAAUCAUACUUCUACCCGUUCCUGAAUCAUCAGACGCUUUGCGACAAGGCGGAUAAAAAUAGGGGCACGGGAAAGGAACAGUCCCUCACGCAACUGAAAUACCGAUCGAUCGUUCUUGAAACCGCAAGAACGUUGUACACACCCUCUACUUACUUUCACCGGAAACUCGUCUCUUUUUGGCCGAGGUUGGUGGGAUCUGACUCUUGUUGGAGCCAAAGAAUCGGUUUUCUUCCCCUGGAUAUUGAUUGAUUGGAUUUGCCCGGCAUGUCGUCGUUAAGCCGCAGGGGCAAUGGCCACAAGAGCUACUUUGCUAGUUCUGAUGACAGCAGAAUAUGUGUCGUCAUGGUCGGUCUGCCCGCGAGAGGCAAGAGUCUUAUCGCGGGGAAAGCAAUGCGAUACCUAGCCUGGGUCGGCAUCCCAGCUCGAGUGUUCAACGUGGGAUCCUACCGACGAAACAACACCCCCCAGCCCAGCGCCACCUUCUUCGACCCGCACAACAGCGAGGGUGAGAAGAUGCGACGCGCGGCGGCCGAGUCCGCCAUGGAGGACAUGUUGCAGUGGUUCGAUGCCGGCAAGGGCGUGGUGUCGAUUCUCGACGCGACUAAUUCGACGCGGGACCGACGACGCUGGAUUCACGAGAGCUGCUCCAAAGCUAAUAUCGAGACGCUAUUCGUCGAGUCCAUUUGCGACGAGGAAGACCUCAUUAUGAAUAACAUCCUCGAGGUGAAGACCACGUCGCCGGACUACAAGGGGCAGGACCCUGAGAUGGCGGCUUUGGAUUUCCGCAACCGCAUCCGCAAUUACGAGAAGGUUUACGAGACCAUUGAUGAUAAUGAGAAGAGUUAUACCUAUGUGAAGCUCAUCAAUGUCGGGUCUACUGUCAUUAUCAACCAGAUCAAGGACUAUCUGUCGAGUCGGCUGGUGUACUACAUUCAGAACCUGCACAUCAAACCCCGCUCUAUCUGGUUAUCGCGCCACGGUGAAUCGGAGUAUAACCUGACGGGGAAAAUCGGCGGUGACUCGAAUAUCUCCCCCCGCGGGGAGGCGUAUGCGCAAGCGCUGCCCGGUCUCAUGAAGAAGUCCGGGAUACCUCCCAACACCAAGAUCGUCAUUUGGACUUCCACGCUACGACGGACCAUCCAGACAGCCCGACACCUCACGGCGGAGACGGGCUUCGAGAAGCUAGAGUGGAAAGCGCUCGACGAGUUGGACUCAGGUGUCUGCGACGGACUCACCUACGAGCAGAUCGCGCAGAAAUACCCCGACGAUUUUGCGGCGCGCGACGACGACAAGUACAACUACCGGUACCGGGGCGGCGAAUCCUACCGCGACGUGGUGAUCCGCCUCGAGCCGAUCAUCAUGGAGCUGGAACGCAGCGAAAACAUCAUGAUCGUCACCCACCAGGCCGUCCUCCGCUGCAUCUACUCCUACUUCCUCAACGUUCCCCAGGAGCAGAGCCCGUGGAUGGAGGUGCCGCUCCACACGCUCAUCAAGCUCACUCCGCGCGCAUACGGCACCGAGGAGCAGCGUUUCAAGGCGGACAUCCCUGCCGUGUCGACGUGGCGGGCCAAGGGCACCUCCGCGAAGCACCAGGAUUACCCGACGGAGGUUAAACCCUGAAGCAUUCGCCCACUCCUUUUAAAUACGCUGUUCUGGAACCAUGUUGUCCUACUGUAGGCUGGGCCUCUCUCUUUCCUCUCCCUCAUGGCAUCUCAUCCCCUCCCUCCUCUCCCCUCCUCUGUAUCAUGAUCCGCGGGCGACGAGGGCACUCGCGCGCUACUAAAAAGUUCGUUUCGGUACCUAUAAAUCCGCACCCCAACCUUUAACCUCUUCCUACACAUAUGGCCCUUGUCUUAUCUUCUCGUCAUGCGUUCUUGUUUGUACCACAUAGAGAAGAGCCGAUCCAUCGAUAUGGAGUUGAGUCGGAGACUUUUAUCCAUGCAUCACUACUACCUCGCGGUUGUUUGUUUUCUUGGGAGGUGAACCGGGCCGUUUACUCGAUAGAUAAUAUACAUUGAAUAAUGAUACCAUUAGCAAUACAAUAGUCA
This is a messenger RNA of Aspergillus candidus, 2505 nucleotides long. Its product is annotated as bifunctional nucleoside/nucleotide kinase/histidine phosphatase family protein. The record is from RefSeq and is a predicted model, not a curated record. The transcript is spliced from 3 exons. NCBI's taxonomy places the organism in Eukaryota, Fungi, Ascomycota, Eurotiomycetes, Eurotiales, Aspergillaceae. Gene Ontology annotation, cellular component: cytosol. The coding region runs from base 722 to 2077 and encodes 451 amino acids. Gene Ontology annotation, molecular function: 6-phosphofructo-2-kinase activity; ATP binding; fructose-2,6-bisphosphate 2-phosphatase activity. Gene Ontology annotation, biological process: fructose metabolic process; fructose 2,6-bisphosphate metabolic process.